Molecule: messenger RNA, 255 nt
Organism: Penicillium diatomitis
Lineage: Eukaryota; Fungi; Ascomycota; Eurotiomycetes; Eurotiales; Aspergillaceae
Product: cytochrome b5-like heme/steroid binding domain-containing protein
Exons: 2
Coding region: 1-255 (84 amino acids)
Cellular component (GO): intracellular membrane-bounded organelle; membrane
Molecular function (GO): heme binding
Source: RefSeq, a predicted model, not a curated record
AUGUCCAAGUCCUUCACCCCUGCCGACGUGGCUUCUCACAACAAUGCCGAUAAGGGCAUGUACAUCAUCAUCGAUAACUCCGUCUUCGACGUCACCAAGUUUGUGGAUGAGCAUCCCGGCGGUGCGAAGAUCUUGAAGCGUGUCGCAGGCAAGGAUGCGACGAAGCAGUUCUGGAAGUACCACAACGAAUCCGUUCUCAAGAAAUACACACCCAAACUGAAGAUUGGCGACGUGAAGGAUGCCGCGAAGCUGUGA